This is a messenger RNA of Setaria italica (foxtail millet), 855 nucleotides long. Its product is annotated as protein CURVATURE THYLAKOID 1D, chloroplastic. The record is from RefSeq and is a predicted model, not a curated record. The coding region runs from base 146 to 685 and encodes 179 amino acids. The transcript is spliced from 5 exons. Gene Ontology annotation, cellular component: chloroplast thylakoid membrane; thylakoid. NCBI's taxonomy places the organism in Eukaryota, Viridiplantae, Streptophyta, Magnoliopsida, Poales, Poaceae.
GCGCAGCGCGUCUGCUGCAGACCUGCAGUGUACCGAGACGAAGCGGCGCCGCCAGCUCCCCAAAACCUCGCCACCUCUCCGCCCUCGCCAGAGAAAAAGCAGAACGAAAAGGGGGGAAAACAGAGCUCAAGCACUCACCGCAGCAAUGGCUCUCACCGCUCGCGCCGCGCUCGUGCGCGUCCUCCCUCCGCGACCCUCACCGACCUCGCAGCUCAAGCAAGGUUUAGGCGGCCGCGGCCGGGCCUCGCUCGCCGUGCGGGUGAAGGACUCCGACGACUACGGGGCCCUGCUCUCGGAGAAGCCCGCGGCGCAGGCGAAGCGGGACGGGUGGGAGGGGUUUGGCCGGGGCGUGACCAGUGCGGCGGAGGAGGAGAAGGAAGAGGAAGCGCAGAGCGAGCCGGCCUCGUGGGAUGUGCUCAACCAGAUCGGCGUCGAGUUGGACUCUGACAAAUCAUAUUCCGCCCUCGUAUAUGGCACAUCUGCUCUUGUUGCAAUUUGGAUAUCAUCAAUUGUGGUUUCUGCACUUGACUCAGUCCCUCUGGUUCCUCAGGUGAUGGAAGUUGUUGGCCUUGGCUUCACAAUUUGGUUCACAUCAAGAUAUCUGAUAUUUAAGGAGAACCGUGAUGAACUUAUCACCAGAGUUAGCUCCAUCAAGAAGCAAAUAUUAGGGUCUCAUGAAAACUGAGCGUUACUCUUACGUUCCGUUAAUCCGUACUGGGUUUUAUUGAAAACAUUGUUCUAAAUAAUUAGCAGUCUUUUUUGGACUUUUCCUUUCACUAAUCUAAAAAGUGGCAGUUGGGCUAUGUCAUUUCCAAUUAAUUUAGGUAAGGGCAGGCCGCUAUGCGAUUCUCUUUU